Molecule: messenger RNA, 3020 nt
Organism: Pogonomyrmex barbatus (red harvester ant)
Lineage: Eukaryota; Metazoa; Arthropoda; Insecta; Hymenoptera; Formicidae
Product: sarcosine dehydrogenase, mitochondrial
Cellular component (GO): mitochondrion
Molecular function (GO): protein binding
Source: RefSeq, a predicted model, not a curated record
GAAAUGUCUUGAUAUAAUAUCAAGGUCAAAAAGGUGUUGCAUUGUUCUAUAAUCAAACAAUAAAAUUCUAGAUAUAUGUAUCUAUCUAUUUAUAUAUAAGUCUGUAGAGGGUAAAGCUUUCACAAGGGUCAUUGUCAGUGAUAACUGUUCUUCAGAGUCUACAUUAGCAACGAGGAAAAUUAUUUUCUUAGAAACGCAUAAUUGUAAAGAAUGAACCACAACUAGCAGAAUAGUCGUGUGAUACGGUGCGGUCUGUGAACUGGGAGUACUCUUGUAGUUCAAUCUGCACUAAUAUUACAAUUGCACACAAGCUGACUCUGCGAAGCAUACGAAAUGUUUCGUCUUGCAAGGAACAAGUUACCUAAAUGGGGUCUUAGAAAUAAACGAGCGGUUACUACGUUCAAAGAGAACGAGGCGAAGAACAUUGAUGUACCUAGCAAUGCAGACGUUGUGAUAAUAGGUGGUGGCAGUGCUGGUUGCAAUGCACUUUAUCAGUUAGGAAAACGUGGUGUCAACGCAGUGCUUUUGGAAAAAUCUAAGCUUAUAUCUGGCACAACAUGGCAUACGGCAGGCCUCGUGUGGAAUUUUCGUGGUCUAUGCGACAUAGAGACGGAGUUACUAAAAGCUUCGCGGAUGCUUUAUUCAUCUUUGCAAGAAGAAACAGGCAUAAAUCCAGGAUGGAUAAAUAACGGUGGACUUUACAUUGCUCAUUCUCCCGAGCGAGUGACCGAUUAUGAAAGAUUAACUACUAGUUGUAAGAAUUUUGAUAUUGAUGCACAUAUGAUUGAUCCGGUCGAGACAAAAGAAAAAUUUCCUCUUUUGGAUAAAAAUUCAUUUCUGGCUGCAGUAUACUGUUCAGCGGAUGGUACUAUAGAUCCUGCCAUGUUAGUAAAUGCAUUAACAAAAUCAGCAGAAAACGGCUGCAAGAUCAUCGAGGAUUGUCCUGUCACUAAAAUUCUCAUCGAAGAUACUGAUGGUCAUAAAACAGUUCGCGGAGUGAAAACGCCUCAUGGUAUUAUAAAAACCAACGUUAUAUUAAAUGCGGCGGGAGCAUGGUCUGGAACAAUAACACGAAUGAUAGGAUUGGAUAUUCCAUUGGUGCCAAUGAAACACGCAUACAUCGUUACUGAACCGAUGAACGUACGAGGGUUGCCAAACGUUCGAGAUCCUGAUUUUAAUAUCUACUUUCGAGUGCAAGGUGGAAAUAUAAACAUCGGAGGAUAUGAGCCAAAUCCUAUCAUAUUGAAAUUUCCGCCGGAAGAUUUUUCCUUUAGUCUGUAUGAGUUGAAUUGGGACGUAUUCAAUACCCACGUAGAAGCCAUGAAUCGAUUAAUGCCCGCUUUGGCGAAUACUGGGAUAAGAACGACCGUCUGCGGCCCAGAAAGUUUCACUCCUGAUCAUAGACCUAUUAUGGGUGAAGAUCCACGCUGCACAGGUCUUUAUUAUUCUUGCGGAUAUAAUAGUGCCGGAAUGAUGUUUGGAGGUGGUUGUGGAGAACAAAUAGCAUUAUGGAUAAUUAAUGGACGACCGGACAGACACAUGUUCAAUCAGGAUAUAAGACGGUAUAUACCAGAACAAAGAAAAAAUUCAGUUUGGGUGAAUGAGCGAAGCCAUGAAGCCUAUGCAAAAAAUUACGAUAUUCGUUUUCCACAUGACGAACAUUUGAGUGGCAGAAAUUUGAAGACAGAUCCUUUCCACAAUUUCCUCGUUAAUGAAGGUGCAGUUAUGGAAGAACGACAGGGAUGGGAACGUCCAGGAUGGUUCCUACCGGAUAACAAAAUAGCUCCAGUUUUACCUUAUGAUUAUGAUGGCUAUUAUGAUAUUCCAAAAAAUACAAAUAACACAUAUGCUGAUAUAUUAAAAACAGAACGUACAUUUAAUUUUCCACCGCACGAUAAUAUUAUACGGGAAGAAGCACUCGCAUGCAGAAAUAACGUUGCCUUAUUUGACAUGUCGUAUUUCGGAAAACAUUACUUAUGUGGUCCAGACACAAAAAAAGCGGUAGAUUAUAUAUUUACAGCUCGAGUAGAUCGAGAAAUUAACAGAACUGUAUACACUUGUAUGUUGAAUAAAAAAGGAGGUACAGAAGGCGACUGCACUGUCACUGGUCUAGAAUCUGGCUCAGGUGGAUUAGUCGAUCCCAUAUUUAAGGGAAAAGCAUUUUACGUAGUAAGUGGAGGCAUGUCAUCAUAUCAUACUUGGGCGCAUAUCAGUAAAGUAAUAAGAGAUAAAGGUUUUAAUGUAACUGUGCACAAUGUGACAGAACAGAUAGGAAUUUUAUCGAUUCAAGGUCCAAACAGCCGCCAAGUUCUUCGAAUGUUAAUCGAGGAUGAUCUCUCCAAUAAAUCAUUUCCAUUUUCAACUUCAAAAUUGAUGCGAAUAGAGGGUGAAUUAGUACACAUAUUCAGACUUAGCUUCGUAGGGGAACUUGGUUUCGAAUUACAUAUACCGAGAAGCUCAUGCGAAAAAGUUUAUAAAGCUUUAAUGGAAUGUGGUAAAAAAUAUGAUAUGAAACUAGCCGGCUUUAGAGCGCUCUAUAGUUUAAGUUGUGAAAAAGGUUAUCAUCUUUGGGGUACAGAUUUAAGAACGGAUGAUAAUCCGAUAGAAGCGGCUUUAGAAAUUGUCUGCCGCAAAAACGGCAAAUACUUAGGAAAAACAAUUGUUGAACAAUGUCGUAAAAAUGGAAUAAAGAAAAGACUGGUACAUUUACAUACAAAUGACGAUGUACCUUUAUGGGGUAUGGAGAGCGUUUAUAGAAACAGUCAAUUAGUUGGUUAUUUAAGAAGAGCUGAACGUGGAUAUACUUUUAAAAAUGGUAUUGGAUUGGCAUACAUCAUAGCUCCAAAUGGACAAAAUGUUACAAAGGAAUUUUUAGAAACGGGCACUUACCAAAUCGAAGCGAGAAGAAAAAGAUAUCCCGCAAAGAUGUAUCUUCAGAGUCCAUUCGACCCACAGAACAAAAGAUUAUCAGGUGUAUAUACGAUAUAAAAAUAUUUAUCAAUAUUAUUUUUUUUUACUCU